ACCCGUUCUCCCUGUGUUCUCCCUCCCACUUUGGGCUUCAGAGUGAGACUGCCUCACAAGCACUGUGCUCCUGUCUCUCUCUCUCUCCCCUCUCACUCUCUCUCCCCUCUCUACCUCUGCCAGUCUCUCUCUCUCUCUGUUACUCUCACUCAGUCAAAGGGGGGAUUCUCCGUAACCAGCUGUAGCUUAAUGUGUUCCUCUUCUCAACAUGUUGUCAUCAUCAUUUCAUUGAUCUUCUUUAAGGCUGUUAAAAGAGCACCUUCCUCUUGAAUCUAGACACUUUGGAGAGGCUUAUUUACUGUUGAGAGCCCACUCAACAAUGGAGGGAUUUCUGUUGUCGUGGAUGACUCAUUUAGGUUAUUUUCCCUCUUCGACACUGCUGGAUAUAGAUUUUUUUCCCUUUUGUUUCACGUGCAUGUUUCACCUCUCAGAUACUCUGUAGAAUCUGUUGGGACUUUUAUAGAGUGUGAAAUAUUUGCAGUAAGUGUGAGGUUUGGAGGAGCAAAGUGAGACAAAGCAUGGCCGAUGGAACAGCUGAGUGUUGAACCCUUCUGUCCAGGGAGGCACCCCAGAAAUGACCACAGUGUCCAUGGAGCCUAUAGGAGUCCUUGUGGAGAAGGGUGCCAAUGCCACUGACCCCCCUCUAAACUCCCAUGAGGAUGCAGCUGCCACCUUUACCAUCAGCACCAUCCUCUCCAUCAUGUGCCUGAUUGGAGUCUCGGGAAACAUUUACACCUUGGUGGUCAUGUGCCAUUCCAUGAGGACUGUAGCUUCCAUGUAUAUCUACAUCAUAAACCUAGCUUUGGCAGAUCUACUGUAUCUUCUCACGAUCCCCUUCGUGGUCUGCACACACUUCUUGAAAGGAUGGUAUUUUGGCAACACAGGGUGUCGGAUUCUUAUUAGCAUGGACUUCCUGACCAUGCAUGCCAGCAUCUUCACGCUGACCAUUAUGAGCACUGAGCGCUACUUUGCAGUGCUCAAGCCACUCGAAACAGUCAAACGGUCUAAAAGUUACCGGAAGGCCAUCGCUCUGCUGGCCUGGGCAGCUUCUCUCAUCCUGGCCCUACCAAUGAUUGUGAGCAUUCAGCUAAUGACAGUGGGCAACAAAGCCAUGUGUCAGCCCACCUUGUCCCCACUCUCUUACAAGAUUUACAUCUCUGUCCUGUUUUGCACUAGCAUUGUCGCUCCAGGACUCAUCAUUGGCUAUCUCUACACCCAGCUUGCACGGACUUAUUGGGUUUCACAGACAGAGACUUUCAAACAGACCAGGAAACUUCCCAAUCAAAAGGUGCUCUACCUGAUCUUCACCAUUGUGCUCCUCUUCUGGGCAUGUUUCUUGCCAUUCUGGAUCUGGCAGCUGCUGGGUCAGUUCCACCCUUCACUGUCCCUCUCCACCAAAGCUAAGCGCAUCAUCAACUACCUGACCACAUGUCUGACCUACUCCAACAGCUGUAUCAACCCUUUCCUCUACACAUUGCUCACCAAAAACUACAAGGAGUACAUGAGGAAGCACAAGCGCUCCUGGACAGCUGGCAGCUACUUCAGUAGAAGGAGUCGUUUUCAGCACUCACCUCGCAGGUCACCAUCGUCCAGCAGUCAGCAGUGUACUGAGAGCUUCAUGCUCACACACACAGCCUCCCUGCGGGCUCAUAACAGCAGUCUGUGAGGUUUGAUAUGAGAGCUGUGGUGGAUCAGGAAAAGAGAGAAGCUGCUGGAGGUGAAACAGACCCUGAACACAUCGCCACAACUAUGCAACAGGACGCAGAAAAUAAAAGUUUCUUUUGUAUUUGCAGCUCAAUGCGUGUGGACAAAGCAGCAUUGAGCUGGCUGCUGCUGCUGCUUGAGACGUCUGUAUUGAUCUGUCACUCCCAAGACUUCCUGUGAUGAUCAUAACAAAAGAGAUUUUCAACUUUAAUGUUGUCCUCCUGUGUCCUUCUUGGAGAAUGAGAGGAGAUGUGUACACAGUGACAACAGGGGAGUGAUGCUGUUGCACAGGACAUUUGUGGAUGACAUCAUCGAGACAUCAGGUGUUUGAUUUCCAAAAAAAAAGAGUUUGUUUAAUGAUUACAGUGACGUUACAGUGACGUUACAGUGACGUUACAGUGACGUUACAGUGACGUUACAGUGACGUUACAGUGACGUUACAGUGAUGUCACAGUGAUGUUACAGUGACGUUACAGUGACGUUACAGUGACCUUACAGUGACCUUACAGUGACGUUACAGUGACGUUACAGUGAUGUUACAGUGACGUUACAGUGACGUUACAGUGACCUUACAGUGACGUUAAAGGUGGAGUGCUACAGACUGGGUACAAAGUUGUACAGCGUUAACUAACAAACUGUUGUAAUAUAGAACAACAUCAGCCAGUACCAUCUUCUUCAUCAUCAUGUGUUAGUUAGUGCAAAACAAUGUGUUCCUUCAAUCAAUUAAAACUUGGUUUGAACAUUUUGAAUACAUUGUAAAAAGAUUGAAUCAAACUUUAAUGUCUUGGUCGAGGAACAGAUUUCCUCAUAGAUGUUGUUACUGAUGUUCCAUCUGAUGACUUUCAUCUGUUUACAGAUAUGUGAACUGUUACUUAAUACGACUGUGCGACACUAUGGACAUCCACAAUAAACAAAAAACAGAUCUGUGAGGCUCCUCUGAGCCUCCGCUGGCCUCCCAGGCCAGUUUGAUCAUAUUAUGGCAUCAGCUCUGAUACAAGAAGGACUACAGGAGUGUGAGCAGAGUUACAACCAGGCUGUUAUAUCUCCACUGAUUCAACUCCCAGAGCAGCAGAAGACAGGCUGCAAACACUGGCUGGCUGAUGCAUAUUUAACAAAUAUCCUCUGAAGAAAUCAUGAGCUUCGUUUGGAUGCAAGAGCUUGAAAAAUAUGGCUGCAGAUUCUGAAGACGUUCAAUAGCCUGUUUUAGAUGUCGCCUGCUGGCUUUGUAUAUAUGUGCACUGUAUACACACAAAAAAAAUCAAUACUCGCUAUAAUUACACACAUUGGAGUAAAGCUUUAUACAAUACCCUGUGACUGAGUCUGUCAUGUCUUAAACCCAUUGGCCAAAGGCGGAGUCACAGCUCAGCUUCUUAGUUAAACUCAUAAAAUCAUAACAUUUGACUUUCUGCCUGCACCUUCACGCAUGGUAAGCUAUAUACAUAUACAUAUAUAGAUAGAUAUCUAUAUAUGUAUAUAUCUAUCUAUAUAUAUAUAUAUAUAGAUAGAUAUAUGAUCCUGACCCUGCUGUAUAUAGGUGUAUAUGCUUUUAGAUGUAUAAUGAUGAUGAUAAUGACAAUGACAAUGAUGUAUAAUAAUUAAAAGUGAGAUUCUCAGAUUGUGUAAACUGUUGUGUAAUUUCUUCGGUUGGAGAAAACUAAAUAAAUAAACCUGAUGUUUAUCUGGA
This is a messenger RNA of Seriola aureovittata, 3388 nucleotides long. RefSeq names its product urotensin-2 receptor (gene uts2r1). NCBI's taxonomy places the organism in Eukaryota, Metazoa, Chordata, Actinopteri, Carangiformes, Carangidae. The record is from RefSeq and is a predicted model, not a curated record. Gene Ontology annotation, molecular function: urotensin II receptor activity. The transcript has 4 exons. Gene Ontology annotation, biological process: blood vessel diameter maintenance; regulation of blood pressure; neuropeptide signaling pathway. Gene Ontology annotation, cellular component: membrane. Bases 575 to 1666 code for a protein of 363 amino acids.